Messenger RNA from Coturnix japonica (Japanese quail), 1509 nucleotides. Its product is annotated as serum paraoxonase/arylesterase 2. Lineage: Eukaryota; Metazoa; Chordata; Aves; Galliformes; Phasianidae. The record is from RefSeq and is a predicted model, not a curated record. Gene Ontology annotation, molecular function: arylesterase activity. Gene Ontology annotation, cellular component: extracellular region. Gene Ontology annotation, biological process: response to toxic substance.
GCGAGACCCGGGGCGGGGCGGGAGGCGGCGGGCAGCGCGGAGCCGGGAGCGGCCAUGGGGAAGGUGCUGGCGGCGGCUCUCGUCGGGAUCGCGGCGGCGCUGGCGGCGGAGCGGCUGCUGGCGUUCCGGAGCAGACUCAAUGCUACACGAGAAGUUGACCCCGUAGCCCUCCCGAAUUGCCGGCUCAUCAAAGGGAUUGAAACUGGUUCAGAAGACAUUGACAUCCUUCCUAAUGGACUGGCUUUCAUCAGCUCCGGUCUGAAAUACCCAGGAUUGAAGAGCUUUGCACCGGACAAGCCAGGUGAAAUUUUUUUGAUUGAUUUGAAUGAAAAAAAGCCCAAAGCAUCUGAACUGAGAAUCAGCCGCGGGUUUGAUUUGGGGUCAUUUAACCCUCAUGGGAUCAGCACUUACAUAGACAAAGAUGACACCGUGUACCUCUUCGUUGUGAAUCACCCACAUCAAAAGAGCACAGUAGAAUUGUUCAAAUUUAUGGAAGAUGACAAUUCUCUCGUACAUCUGAAAACCAUUCGACACGACCUUCUGACGAGUGUGAAUGAUGUAGUGGCUGUGGGGCCUGACAGCUUCUACGCUACCAAUGAUCACUACUUCACUGACUUCAUCUUGAUGUUCUUGGAAAUGUACUUGGGUUUAACUUGGUCAAAUGUGGUUUACUACAGUCCAAAAGAAGUGAAAGAAGUAGCAGCUGGGUUUUAUUCAGCCAAUGGCAUUAACAUUUCACCCGACAAAAAGUACAUCUAUAUUGCAGAUAUAUUUGAUCAUAGCGUCCAUGUUAUGGAAAAGCACGCUGACUGGAAUUUAACCCACGUGAAGACGCUGCAGCUGGACACUCUUGCCGAUAACUUGUCUGUCGAUCCUGACACUGGAGAUAUCUGGACAGGAUGUCACCCUAAUGGGAUGAAGCUAUUGUACGACGACCCAAAUAACCCUCCUGCCUCUGAGGUCCUACGCAUCCAGAACAUCCUGGCGGAGCAGCCCACGGUGACGCGCGUCUAUGCUGAGAAUGGCACCGUGCUGCAGGGGACCUCGGUGGCAACAGUCUACAAUGGGAAACUGCUCAUCGGCACUGUCUUCCACAGAGCCCUGUACUGCGAGCUAUAGCCGCCCUGACUGUAAAUGAGAUCUGCCCGAGGCCCAAGAGCAACACAUUGGCCACCAGCUGGGAUCAGAACAACGUAGAAGGAAGGAGAGGACAAGAGCCGUGCAUACAAUUUAUUACUUCCUCUGGAGUGACCAACGACCGGGCAGGAAAGUGAGGACUCGAUACAAAUUCUAAUAAAGAUUCAGGAUUUCUCAUUUUAUUGCAUUCGUUGUCUAACAACAAUAAUACUCAUUGGCAAGAAAUUUAUUUACACUAACAAAUUAACUUCAAACCACGAGGCUUUGUUGUUCAUAUUUAAACUGUAAGAAAACAAAGGGCCACCAUCAUGUUUUGUUUUGAUGUCUCCGAAUAACUAAACAUUAAAGAAAAUCACCUGGGGGAAAACUCAA